AUGUCCUCAAUCAAUGAUCUUUUUGGGACUCCAAGUUCCGGUCAGCUAGAAUCUACUGUAAGUGAACUUUUUAAGAAGUCUUCAGGUCCCGUCGAUGCUCUCAAGGUCAAGGCUAAGGUUAGAACUGUGCUACCUGCAGUCACGGAGAGUGCAGUCGAACCACAAAUCGAAGAGUCUGUGGAGGUAGAGGAAUCAUCCAGUGGUGAGGAAACGACUGUUAAAAGAAAAUCGGAAACCGCAGGAGUGGAGGAGGAAGAAAUCUCUGUUGUGAAGAAGCAAAAGAAGGCGGCCAAGAAGGGUGAAAACGACGACUUGGAGGAGAGAUAUUACUCGAAACUGCUCAAAGAUCAAGAACCUGAGAAAGAGGAGCAAGAGAAGUCACAGGAUGCAGCUGAGACCAAGGAAAUUGAGAAACCCGUUGUCGCCAACAGCUCUGUGGCCAAGAAACAAGAUUUCAAAGAAGAGGAAUUAGAGAAGGCGGAUAAGACUGUCUUCGUGGGUAACGUCCCUACAGAUGUUAUCACGUCCAAAAAGGCCUACAAAGAGUUCAAAUUGCUCUUUAGUACGGUGGUCGCUACGCAAUCAGAAACGUCGGGUGAUGAGGAGUCCACUGAUAACACGAAGGCAGACUUGCUAGCUAUUGCAAGUAUCAGAUUCAGAUCCAUAUCGUUUGACGAAGCACUUCCCAGAAAGGUUGCAUUCAUGCAGCAAAAGUUGCACAAGGCUCGUGAUUCUGUGAACGCCUAUGUUGUCUAUAAAAACAAGGCUGCCGUAAACUUUGUGUGCAAGAAUCUCAAUGGAACUGUUUUCUACGACCAUCAUCUAAGAACCGAUUCCGUUGCUCAUCCAACUAAGCAUGACAAUAAGAGAUCUGUUUUUGUGGGUAAUCUUGACUUCGAAGAAGCAGAGGAAAACUUAUGGAAGAAUUUCUCAUCAUGCGGUGAUAUCGAGUACGUGCGUAUUGUGAGAGAUUCGAAGACAAAUAUGGGAAAAGGUUUUGCAUAUGUUCAGUUCAAGGAUUUCCAAAGUGUUAACAAGGCCCUUCUACUGGACGGCCGGAAGAUUAAUGGCACUGGCAGAAAGCUACGUGUCACAAGGUGUAAAAAUAUGGCUAAACAGCAAUCAAAGCAAGCUUCGCUCUCUAAAAAACUAACAGACACACAAAGAACCAAGCUAGGAAGAGCAAAGAAAGUCUUGGGGAAAGCAGAUAGAUCGACAGCGGGUAAACAAAUCACUAUUGAAGGUAUGAGAGCCACCAAGGGUGACACAACUCCGGGUCUAAAAAGGAAAAAGCAAAGAUCGAAGACUGGUAGGGUGACAAAACGUUCAACCGCAUUCAAGAAGGCAGCCAAAGAAAAAUCAAAGUAA
Messenger RNA from Lachancea fermentati, 1368 nucleotides. Lineage: Eukaryota; Fungi; Ascomycota; Saccharomycetes; Saccharomycetales; Saccharomycetaceae. The record is from the annotation of a GenBank genome assembly.